AGCCGCUGGAAGCUCGUUCUCGCACUCUCAGUUCGCAUUCAAAUUCGCGGUUUUUUCUGGAAGCUAAGAUCAUUGGCACUUGCUUCAUUCCAACGUGUAACGGUGCUAGGCGCGGAUGCAACAGUAUUAAUUUUAAUUAUUUAUAAAAGUGUUAGUGAAUAUUCGGUGGAAAAAGAAACCAAACAACCUAGGAGUAGCCAUGGACAUGCAGCGCCCCAUAACAUCCGGCAGCAGGCAGGCCCCGGAUCCCUACGAUCAGUACUUGGAGAGCCGCGGACUCUACCGGAAACAUACGGCCCGGGACGCUUCCAGUUUGUUUCGGGUGAUCGCCGAGCAGAUGUACGACACCCAGAUGCUGCACUACGAAAUUCGAUUGGAGUGCGUCCGCUUCAUGACCCUAAAACGGCGCAUUUUCGAAAAGGACAUUCCAGGUGAUUUUGAUAGCUAUAUGCAGGACAUGUCUAAGCCCAAGACCUAUGGAACCAUGACGGAACUCCGCGCUAUGUCCUGCUUGUAUCGACGCAAUGUUAUCUUGUAUGAGCCCUACAACAUGGGCACCAGCGUAAUUUUCAAUCGUCGCUAUCCGGAUCAUUUUCGCGUCUUUUUCAACAACGAGAAUCACUUCGAUUCGAUCUAUAAAGUGAAGUAUAUAGAAACUGCGGCCAUUUGUCAGUCGCUCGCCUUUAAGCUGCUGUACCAGAAGCUCUUCAAACUACCCGAUGUAUCAUUUGCCGUGGAGAUUAUGUUGCAUCCGCACUCUUUCAAUUGGGACAGGUUCGACGUGGAGUUCGACGACAAGGGCUAUAUGGUUCGCAUUCAGUGCGCCGAUGGUCGUAACUUCGCGCUCGAUCUUCCUGAGAGCACCAACUGCAUAUUGGAAAACUUUAUGCUGUGCAAUUUCCACAGCACCAGUGGCAAUCAGGUCAACAAUUGUCGAAAGGGGGGUCGGCGGGAGAUCAAAAACCAGGAGGAUCGAAAGCAGACUGGCAGCAAUGGCCACGAACCAACCGACCAGCUACCCAUGUGUCCCAACCGAUUGGAGUCCUGUGUACGCCAGCUUCUGGAUGAUGGGAUCACACCGUUUCCCUAUAAGGUGGCCAAGUCCAUGGACCCAUAUAUGUAUCGGAACAUUGAAUUCGAUUGUUGGAACGAUAUACGCAAGGAGGCGAAGCGCUAUAAUGUCUACGUCAAUGACUAUAAUUUUAAGGUGGGCGCCAAGUGCAAGGUGGAAUUGGAGCCCGAUUCGGAGAUGUACACGUGCCACAUUCAAAUCAUCUCCAAAGACAAGACAUACUGCGUCGUCUUUGUGGAGGCGAUUGGCAAGAUGCUAGGGGUUCCCUAUGACUCGCUGCAUCCCCUGCCCCCAGACGAGUAUCGUCCAUGGGCGUUGCCAUUCCGCUAUCAGCGCCAGAUGAACCGCAUGCCGAUGGCCAAGUUUGCUGGCAAAGCGAAUAAGAACUCAAAGUGGAAGAAGAACAAGGUUUUCGAAAUGGGUCAGUACUUUGAGCCCAGCAAAUGCAAUUUGUUGCCGAUGCAGGGCUACAUGCCAGUGGAGAAUUGCUACCAGGAGAUGCACCACCAGGGAGAUGAGCAGCGCGAUCCAAUGGAUCCCGAUCAGAAUAACCAGAAUCCGUCUGCGGAUCAGCGGGAUCGCGAGGAGCUGCAGAAACAACACCUGCAGCGCUCGAAGGGGUUGCCUCAACGGCAGAACUCGAAUUCCAGCCAAAACCCAGAGUCUCCAGUUUCGACUGUUCCACCGCCGACUCAGUAUAUAAACUAUUUGCCCCUGUUGCCGGGCCGCCCUGGCCAGGUUCCACCUCCUUGGCCCUCGUCUCCGCUGGCUGUUUCAGAGGAGUUUCAGUUUCCUAUGUCUGGGCCUCCGCAUCCUCAGCACACUGAUGGUUGUGUAUACAUGCCUUUUGGAGGAUACGGACCACCGCCACCAGGAGCUCUAGCCUUGCCAGGACCGCACCCGUUCAUGCCGCUUCCUCCUCCACCGCUAAGUUCUCCCGGAGUUGGCGAACCACGUCGUUCCCUUAACCUUAAUGGCGAGGACUUACCAAUGGAUAUGAUGACUUUAAGAUAUUUCUACAAUAUGGGCGUGGAUAUGCAUUGGCGUAUGGCCCAUCACGCGCCACCUGAGGAUCCUCCGAUUUUUGGCUACAAUUCCCAGAACAACACGGACCAACAGACAGGAAGGAAUGGAUCAGGAGAGGAGCAUUUGGGGGUCGAGACCACACCACCACCUUCGCCAGAGGCGGGAAAUGGCACGGAGCAGCCGUCGCUGGAGAAAGCCGCCUUCUCCAAGCGCAAUUUGAAUGCGGGAAAAGCCCGCGGUAUACGUCCGGAGCAGCUGCAAGAUCUAAAGGAUCCGCUAGGGCCGGCGACCUUUUUACCCACUCCCACACCGUCGCCCAGCUCUAAUAGCAGUCAGUUUAGUUUCUUUAAUUCGCCACCGCCGCAUCAUCUGAUGUCGCCGCCGAGGCUGCUCCAACCACCGCCUCCGAUAUUUUACCACAAGGCUGUACCACCUCAGAUGCCGGGAACAGCACCAGGGCAGAAUCCCUAUCCCUGGGGCAUGCCAGCUCCGGUAGUGGGCCCCUACGAGGUGAUUAACAACUAUAACAUGGAGCAGCCGGUUCAGCCACAACAACAGCAACCGCAACCAGCCCCGGUGCCCAUCCAAACCCAGCCAGCAGCCGUCUAUGCUGCACCGCGUCAUCACUAAAACGGGGAAAAAUCAGAUCACUUCGAAGAGAGAGGCCAUUCCCAAUGAGUGCUUGCCAUUCGAACCAAUGACUUUUUAAAUUUAAUCUCAUUUUUAAAUUUGUAGUCAACUUUUAAAAGGCCACCUGCUCGAUGGCGCUUUUUCAAUAACCAUUCAGCUUCUGUACAACAAUCGAAUGCAUAAUUUAACGUAAAUGUCAACACAACUUCAUUUUAAACUAGUAAUUUCACGUAAUUUUAUGCGAUUUUUUUAAAGAUAGCAACGGUAGCCGACAAGAAAACAAAGAACAACCUAUUUAUAUGAUUUAUUUAAAACCCUUCCAUCUAUUUACUCUUAUAUAUUUAUGUACUUGCUGUUCGGCAAGAGACUCACCUAUGUAAAGUGUACUAACCAUAAAUAAAACAACAUUCGAGUAUAACGCACAAGACAAUA
Molecule: messenger RNA, 3160 nt
Organism: Drosophila subpulchrella
Lineage: Eukaryota; Metazoa; Arthropoda; Insecta; Diptera; Drosophilidae
Product: protein ovarian tumor locus
Exons: 9
Coding region: 200-2728 (842 amino acids)
Source: RefSeq, a predicted model, not a curated record